This is a messenger RNA of Amphibalanus amphitrite, 4788 nucleotides long. Its product is annotated as protein Jumonji-like. Gene Ontology annotation, cellular component: nucleus. Bases 112 to 4011 code for a protein of 1299 amino acids. Gene Ontology annotation, biological process: chromatin remodeling. The transcript is spliced from 14 exons. NCBI's taxonomy places the organism in Eukaryota, Metazoa, Arthropoda, Thecostraca, Balanomorpha, Balanidae. The record is from RefSeq and is a predicted model, not a curated record. Gene Ontology annotation, molecular function: DNA binding; histone demethylase activity.
GCGCAGCCUGCGGUCCACUCUCUGGCAGCGCCGCUGGCCCAGCGCGCCAGCCAGCCCCUGUCGGCCUCUGCCGUCUCCCAGCCGCUGUUAGCCGCCGCGCCGCGUCUCAUCAUGCCCGUGUCUCUGCUGCGGCCUCCGUAUCCAGUGGGAGGCGGCGAGGUGGGCGGCCGGCCGCUGCAGCUGGUGUCGGUGACGGCGCCCCGCUGCAGCGUGCAGCCGCCGCCCGGCCUGGUGCAGCACCAGCUGCAGCCGCCGCAGCCGCAGCCGACCGCGGCGCCACAGCCGCGCUUCCAGCAGGUGCAGUACCAGCUGGGCGCCGCCGGUCUGUUCGCCGCCGGCUCUCUGGCCAGCGGCUCGUACGGCGCCGGCCAGUACCCGCUGCUGCAGACUCCGCCGGCCGGCAAACGGCCGCUGGCGCCCGCCACCUGGUCCGCCGGAGCCGCCUCCUCGGCCCCCGCGCCCGCCGACCGACUGGCGCCCAUCAAACCCGUCCACCCGCACGGCGGCGCGGUGGCCGACUGGCGGCGCAGCGCCGACGCCGCCUCCAGCGCGGCGGCGCGGUUCGCCUCGCGCGUGCCGCCGCCGGGCCUGAUCCGUCUGCCGGCGAGCAGCGCGGCGCCUCCGCUGCACUACCCGCUGCCCUACUCUGGCCCGCUGCUGGCCGGCGCGUCUCCGUUCGCGCCGCGACUGGCGCUGCUCGGCGCCUCUCAGCUGCACGGCACCGGUGUGGCGGUGCUGAGCGCGCCGCCGGCCCGGCUCGAGCCGCCGCCGCCGCCGCUGCCGCUGCCGCGCGUCCCCACGCCGCUCACCUCGCCGGUCGACAGCAAGGCGGCGGUGCGCGCCCAGCUCAGGCAUGCGGCGGCGUUCGCUCCGGCUCCGGCGGCGGCCGGCAGGGCGGACGGCGGCGCUGGGUCGCCGGCCGACGUCAAGGUUCCGCUGCCAGUGGUGCCGCCGGCGCCCGGGAGGAUCCCGGUGCCGCCCGUGCCGAUGGCGCCGUCCAGGGACCGCGCGGUGCCGGGCCGGUCAGCUGCCGGUGCCCCGGGCCCGCUCGGCCCCGCUCCCUGGUCACCGGCCCACUCGGCCCGCUCGCUGGCGGUGACGACCCGACCCACCUCGGCGCCGACCGUCACCAGCUGCACGGCGGCCACGGCUCCCUCCUCACGGCCCGCCAGCGCCACACCGUCCCGGUCAGCCAACGUGGUGUCCCCGGCGGUGGCGCGGUCCCUGGCGGCGGCGGCGGGGGCUCCGGCUCACCCUCUGCCCGUACCACCGGCGUCCCGCGCACUACCGGUACCGGGCUCUGCUGUGCCGCCCCGGGUACCUCCCCCAGCGCCGGUCUCAGCCCUCGCUCCGGCGCCGUCCGUCCCCGUCCCCGCCCCCACUCAUCGUCCCCCUCAGACCGCUGUCCUUACCCAACCAGCGGUCCCGUCGGCGCCGGUCCGUGCCCAAGGCGCGACUCAGACAUCAGCCUUGCCUGCUCCUCCAAGGACUCCAACCCGGCCUGUGGCGACUCCGGAGAAGCCAGGUGCCGGCACCGUCCCCACGGCACCCUUGCCACCGGUGUCAGAGGUGCGAGCCCAGUCCUCUGUUCCGUCACAGAAGGUCUCCGCCACUCCGGCUGCGACUGCGGCGCCGUCCCCCGCCGUGGUGCCGUCCCUGACGAGCAGUUCAGGAGCCACCAGCACCGCGGCGGCGGUGGAGACUACAGGCAGCGGGAAAACGGAGAGCCGGCCGCAGAAGCGACCCGCUGAGAAGACGCCGUCUUCCAAGACAGCUCCGUCCGCCAAGAAGGCUGCAUCAGUGCCAGCCGCGGCCGCUAGUCCAGCAACUUCAACCUCAUCAGAGACCCCCUCCACACCUACUGCCACAAAACCCACACCCAAACCCUCAUCCAAAUCUUCCGACCGACCCACACCAGUUCCCAAACCCUCCCCCAAGUCCAGUCCGGCCGGCCGGCCUCCCACCUCCGCCGCGCGCGGUAAGAAAAAGGCCGGUGACGAGGCGGCCUCCUCGUCCUCCGAUGCGGAGCGGCUCUCGGCGGCCUCUCCAAUGUCCCCGGCUGCGCGCGGGAGGCGCCGGUUCGACCGCGAGGAGGACUCUGGCAGGGAGUCGACCCCGCAGAGCAGGAGGUCCUCGCAGAGCCCCGCGCCAGCCAAGCGGGCGCGUAAGGUGUCGACGAUGGAGCUGGGCGUGCUCCAGGAGGUGCCCGUGUUCCGUCCCACCGAAAAGGAGUUCUCCGACCCGCUCCGCUACAUCGAGAAAAUCAGACCCGAGGCCGAGCAGUACGGGCUCUGCCGCGUGGUGCCGCCGCCAGGAUUCAAGCCCGAAUGCCGCGUGGACGACGACAUGCGUUUCGUGGCGUACAACCACUACGUGCACAAGGUGUUCCGCCGGUGGGGGCCCAACUUCCGCGAGCUGCUGGCCAUCCGGCGGUACCUGGAGCAGCAGCAGAUCGACAUGGACGACCUGCCGCUGGUGGGCGGCAUGGAGAUCGACCUGCCGGGCCUCUACCACACCGUGCAGAGACUCGGAGGGCUCAACGACGUGAUCGCCGGCCGACGCUGGCCGGCCGUGGCCGAUCUGAUCCACAUGCCCAAGUGCGCGCAGGACCGGGCGGUCAAACUGGAGCAGAUCUACCUCAAGUACCUGGUCGGGUACACCAUGCUCACGGAAGACGAGAGGAAGCGCCUGCGCACGGAGGUGGAGACGGACUGGCACCGGCGCGAGCAGCAGGCCCGCUGCCGGCAGCUGCAGACCGACGACGAGGACGAACAGGACAGUGACGAGGAUGACGACGACGCCGCAGAGUGCAUCGUCAAGGGUAAAACGGUCAGCCUGGGCGCCUUCUACCGCGUGGCGAGGAACACCGCCUCGCUGCUGUUCAAGCAGAGUGACCCGAAACCGGAACUGGUCGAGGAUGAGUACUGGAAGGUGGUGAACGAGCGGGACCGGCACAUCUGCGUGUACUCGGGCAGCGUCGACUGCGGCGCGCAGAGCUACGGCUUCGUCUGUGACAAAAAGUCGCAGACCUCGCGGCUCGCCUGGAACCUGAAGGUGCUCAGCAACAACCCGGGGUCGAUCCUGCGCUCCAUGGGACAGGUCAUGGGUGUGACUGUACCGACUGUGCACAUGUCGAUGGCGUUCACCACCGGCUGCUGGUACUCGGACCCGCACUCGCUGCCCUGGAUAGAGUACCUCCACACCGGGGCGUCAAAGGUGUGGUACUCUGUGCCGGCCUCGGGCGGCGAGGCGCUGCGCCGGGAGCUCACCGAACUGAUGCCCGGAUACCUGCGACAGCACCCCGUGUGGCUACCCUCCGAUACGGCCAUGGUGCCGCCCGACCUGCUGGCUGAUAGGGGCGUUCCUGUGGCUCGCGCCGUGCAGCAGCCGGGCGAGUUUGUCGUCUCGUUCCCCCGCGCCUUCACGGCCUCGGUCGGCACCGGCUACACGCUCUCCGAGUCGGUGUUCUUCGCCACGCCCGACUGGCUCGCCUCCGCCACUGACGUAUACGAUAAGCUGAAGUUGAGCGGCGAGCCGGGCGUGUUCUCGCUGGACCGGCUGGUGCUGGGCGUCUGCUCUGACCCGCGCGCUUCGCUCGAGGCCCUGGCCCGCUGUCAGCCGCUGCUGCUCGACCUGCAGCGGCAGCAGCACGAGCAGCAACAGCGACUCCAGCAGCUCGGCAUCACCGACCCGGUGAAGAUAUCGGCCAAGAAGGGGGGCCGGUCGCGCAAGUCGGCGGCGCUCGAGGAGGACGACAAGGAGUGCGACGUCUGUAGGAGGACGCUCUACUCCGCCAUGGUCGAUAACCCCUCCGAGAGCGUGGUCUACUGUCUGGAGGAUGCCGCCGAGCUGCUCAGAAAGCCCGGCUCCAAACUCGAGGGGCUCAAACUUCAGCUCAUGUAUUCUCAGAGCGAUUUCGAGGAGCUCAUUCAUCAGGUGGACGAACGGAUCGCCGAGCUCGGAUCGAAACAGAGCUCGGCCAAAAAGAAACAGAAAAAGUCGGCGGCCUGAGCAGCUGCUGCGGCGCCGGCGCCUGGUGAUGAUCUCAGGGGAUAGAGGUGGGCCAGUACCGGCCGCCAGAGCCGCCGGUACUGCAGCCGCCGCCGCGUUACGAGUACUUAGUUGGGUCGCUGCACCGCCGACCUGUACAAACCAACGACGCAUGCUAGUGUUUUAGUGCGUAUAUUAAGUUGUGUGACAAUAAUUACGCGGGCAUUAUUUUCGAUUGUCCGAAUUUUCCAGCCAAACCAGUGAGCUGUCGAUUUGAGCUGUUUUUAUGUCGAGUCUCGUCUUUUUUAAGAUUGUGUGGAAAUCGUGUUUGGUAAUUGGCACUGGACAGUUCAUUGCUGCGUGUUUCUUAUAUUCUUAUUAUGUCGGGCGGGGCUCGCGGCUGUCUCGCCAUGUUGUAAUGCGCGGAGGUCCGGGGAUAUCGAGGGUUGUCGGUUGCGGAGAGUGCCCCCGACCGGCGGGGCCCCGACUCUCACAGUUCGAACAGGAACUGACGGAGAAUCAGAGAGAGAAUGUGUGCUUUCAUCGAUAGGCCUGCUGAGCGCUGUCUGGCCGCUGCGUUGGUGAGAGGUCUGUGUUGGCUCCCGGCGUCUCGCGUGUCCCUCUGUCUAUCCCCCCUCUACCUGUGCCCCUCUGUGCCCGUUGAGCCGCUGUUCGGACCCCUCCCCCCGCCCCGCCCCGCUCUUCGCUGGGAGGGCUAGGUGACGCGGUCCCUGCCGGCGGCGGUGACGCGCGAGACUGUCUUUCCCGGUCGGAGAACAAUAUAUAGCGUAGACUAUA